Molecule: messenger RNA, 717 nt
Organism: Rattus rattus (black rat)
Lineage: Eukaryota; Metazoa; Chordata; Mammalia; Rodentia; Muridae
Product: cancer/testis antigen 55-like
Source: RefSeq, a predicted model, not a curated record
AUGUUGAGCCUUCUACGGUGGAUAUCCACAUUCUUUCACGGGAGCAACACGUCUGAAGAAAUAUCAGAGGAAGAGCCUCAAGAUAACACCAAGUUGAAGUCUAUUCAGGGAGUGGUCACGUCUCUGUGCAAUUACUAUGGCUGGAUCAAUGUCAUCCUCUUCAACAUGGAGGUAAUCAGUGAAAACGUGCCUCUGAAGAUUGGGACCAAUGUCCUUGCCCUUGUGGAACAAGAUGAAGUAACUCAUACCCUGAAAGCAAUCAAGGUGAAAGCUAUGAAUGAUCUUCCUGAGGGCAGUGAGCCGUCAAAACUUGGCAGAAGGCUUUGUAUUAGAUGUGUCACCUCUGUAACUGAAGAAGACGUGUAUAUCAGCGAGGACGUGUCUUUCCCAUUAUACCUCUUUUCUGGCGCAUUCAAACCUUUCAAAGGAGACUUGGUACUGGUUGAGUAUUCCAUGAAUGCAGGAACUUCAAACAUCAAUAUCCACUCUGUGAGCCCCCUCAACUCUCAGGACAUAGAUGAGGUCUAUAUUUCUAGCAUUGAUGGAAGAAAUGGCAUGGUGGAAGCCAGAGUCUUUUUCACCCUCGACUCUCUCCAGAUACCUUCCGGGUAUACACCUGGAUUAUACGACAUUGUAGAUGUGGUCGCUGUCGACAGUAUCCAGCAACACUGUUCACUGAGGGCAGUAUCAGUGACCCCAGUAGAAGUGGAGAUUUAA